AUGGAGUAUCUCCUGGUUUACCUGAUAGUCCUCGGCGUGGCUGUGAAGGCCCACAAAGUCCAGGUCUGCCCCAAACGCUGCGUCUGCCAGGUGCUUAACCCCAACCUGGCGACUCUGUGCGACAAAAAGGGGCUCCUCUUUGUGCCCCCGAACAUCGACAGGCACACGGUGGAGAUGCGUCUCGGGGAUAACUUUGUCACCAGCAUCAAACGCAAAGACUUUGCCAACAUGACGAGGCUGGUGGACCUGACCCUCUCUCGGAACACCAUCGGCUCCAUCGCGCCGCUCGCUUUCAAAGACCUGGAGAACCUGCGGGCGCUCCACCUGGAUAGCAACCGGCUGGCGCGCAUCAUCAACGACACCUUCAGCGGCAUGUCCAAGCUGCACCACCUCAUCCUCAACAACAACCAGCUCACCCACAUCCAGAUCGGGGCCUUCAAUGAUCUGACGGCGCUGGAGGAGCUCGACUUGUCCUACAACAACUUGGAAAGUGCUCCGUGGGUGGCCAUUCAGAGGAUGUCCAGUCUCCACACUCUCAACAUGGACCACAACAUGCUCAGCUACAUCCCAGAGGGCACCUUCUCUGGGCUGCAGAAGCUCAAGAGGCUUGACGUGACUUCCAACAAGCUCCAGAAGCUUCCUCCAGACCCCAUUUUCCAGAGAGCCGGGGUCCUGGCCACCUCUGGGAUAAUGGGGCCGACGUCGUUCGCGUUGAGCUUCGGAGGAAACCCGCUGAGGUGUAACUGCGAGCUGCUCUGGUUGCGGAGGUUGCGGAGGGAGGAUGAUCUGGAGACAUGUGCCUCGCCACAACACCUCGCUGGACGCUAUUUCUGGACGGUUUCAGAGGAAGAGUUCCUGUGUGAGCCUCCUCUCAUCACCAGGCACUCUCAGGAGCUGCGAGCGUUGGAGGGUCAGAGUGUGACUCUGCGUUGUAAGGCCAGGGGCGACCCCGACCCCAUUAUCCACUGGAUCGCCCCUGACGGACGCCUUAUGUCCAACUCCUCCAGGGCCGCCGUCCACACAGACGGCACGUUGGACAUCCUCAUCAGCACCGUCAAGGACUCCGGUUCCUUCACCUGCGUGGCCUCCAACCCGGCAGGUGAGGCGCAGCAGACGGUGGACCUGGUCAUCGCUAAACUCCCCCACAUCACCAACAACACGGGCGCGGAGCAGGAGCCCGACCCGGGGUCAUCCGAUAUCGCCACGGUGACCAAGACGGGCUCAGAUGGAGGAGGGUUGCCUCUGGGGAACGCAAAGACGAGCCAGGAGAAGAAAGUGGUGAUCGCCGAGGCCACGUCCACCUCGGCCCUGGUCAAGUUCAACUUCCAGAGGAGUAUUCCUGGAAUACGCAUGUUUCAGAUCCAAUACAACGGCAGCUAUGAUGAUUCACUGGUUUACAGAAUGAUCCCCCCGACCAGUAAGAGCAUCCUGGUAAACAACCUGGCUGCCGGUACGCAGUAUGACCUGUGUGUGCUCGCCAUCUACGAUGACCAGGUGACCUCGCUGACCGCCACCAGGGUGAUAGGUUGCAUCCACUUUACCACGGAGCCGCAGUACCUGAGAUGCCAUUUCAUGCAGUCUCAGUUUCUCGGCGGCACCAUUGUGGUUAUCAUCGGAGGGAUUAUCGUGGCCUCGGUGCUCGCCUUUAUCAUCUUCCUCAUUGUGCGCUACCGGGUGUGUAACCAAGGAGAUGCAGAUAAGGCUCUAGAGAUGGGUGAUAUUCGUUCACUGAGCAGUGACGGACAGCUGCAGGGCUGCGGGAUUCCCAAGUCUCUCUCCAAGCAGGUGCUUCGUCCGGAGAAAAACGAAAAGGAGUGCCUCAGAAUCUCCCUGCCGCCGCCGGAGCCGACCAAGCAGCGUCCGCCGGUCACUGCAGCCUCCACCAAAACCUCCGUCCCGGACUGCACUGUCUCUACCUCCGCUGCGAGCCACAGUUGGCACCCGGCCUCUCCGGGCGCCCCGAGGCCCAAACGCUCCAACGCUCCACCAAAACCCUCAGAGGCUCACCGGGCUGAAGCUCAGGCGGACGUCGAGCUCGACAACAUGAACCGGAAUAACUCGUCGUCAGAGGUCAAAACGACCACGGCCGUCGCUCUGGCGGUUCCCGGACAGCCAACCAAGUGGACCGCUGUUCCCCGGGGUCCGCGGCCCCAACAACAGGCCCCUCAUCAUUACAUGACUGUUCCUGCGGGGGGAGUGAGGGUGAACCGGAGGCACUCCCUCAACGCAGACUCAUACAGGGAGCGCUGCUACGUGGCCUACCCCAAACCCGGGGCCAGCCUGCGCUCCAAGCGGAGCCUGUCGAUGAGCGGAGAGCUGCCGCAGCUGGAGAGCACAACAAACAUUCGCCGGGCCAGAGACAAGCUCUCCAGGUCUGAGUGGCUCCUGGAGAGCACUUUAUGA
Anoplopoma fimbria (sablefish) is the source of this 2403-nucleotide messenger RNA. It is a transcript of the gene lrfn5b, whose product is annotated as leucine rich repeat and fibronectin type III domain containing 5b. Gene Ontology annotation, molecular function: protein binding. The record is from RefSeq and is a predicted model, not a curated record. NCBI's taxonomy places the organism in Eukaryota, Metazoa, Chordata, Actinopteri, Perciformes, Anoplopomatidae. The coding region runs from base 1 to 2403 and encodes 800 amino acids. The transcript has 5 exons.